AUGCAAAGAUGGCACAGCUACAAGUUGACAGUUGUUGCGGCCUGGACGUCUGGACGAGUGGGCGGGUGUCUGAGUGUAUUCUCGUCUGAUUUCGUGGCCUCUACACGACCGAGGCCACAAACACACUCUUAUCCGCAUGCCUCGGACACACCCACACAGACACAGUUGCACACAGAUACGUGGGCAUAUGUUGGCUACUUUUUGUGUGCGUCUGAGGGUGUUAGCACUUGGGUGUUCCCAUCACCGCUACCUGCUUUGCGUGUGUAUUUGCGUGUGCGUGUGCGUGUGCGACGUCAUCCUGGCCCAAUUUGGGGUCAUUUGGGGCAAAAGAGGACUGCAGAGAGAAGUGGAUCGCCAGGCCUUGGGGAGCCACGCAAUCCCCACACGAACUUCGCGCCACUCUCCUGCCGUCCGCCGUGGCAGCAUUGGCUUUACGAGCUGUUUCACGCCCAACCGCCGUUAACGCAGGCAGAUGUGCGCGUCGAGGGUAGGGGUACGGGCCCCGGACAGUAA
This is a messenger RNA of Protopolystoma xenopodis, 513 nucleotides long. The record is from the annotation of a GenBank genome assembly. NCBI's taxonomy places the organism in Eukaryota, Metazoa, Platyhelminthes, Monogenea, Polystomatidea, Polystomatidae.